Phyllotreta striolata is the source of this 913-nucleotide messenger RNA. NCBI's taxonomy places the organism in Eukaryota, Metazoa, Arthropoda, Insecta, Coleoptera, Chrysomelidae. The record is from the annotation of a GenBank genome assembly.
AACAUAACCUAACAAUUCGUACAGAUAACUUUGUAAUUUCCACGAGUUUCUGUUGAUUAAAAAUGCAACUUUUAAGCGAAAAAUUCAACAAAAAGAAAAUAGAGGAGUGUUUGAUAACCGAGAAUAAAUUUAUAUCAAGUUUGUUGAAACGUUCUUGCAUACCAGAACGAAAAGAAGCAGAAAAUGAAGAUAUAAUUGAAAACAACAAAAAAUUACCCUUUGAAUUGAACUCUAAUAAAAAAGAAAGGGCCAGAUCAUUAGUAGAAUUACAACAACGUUUGGACGCUAUUAGGGGAAAGAAGAAACAAACGUAUAAAGAGAAAUUAGUGAAGAAAGGUAUCAAAAACCGCCUGAAAAAGAAAACACAACAAGAUCUGCGAAAUGCGAAUAAAAAACAAGAAAGAGCUACCAAAUUAUCAACAGCUCCUCAACAAGUAAAAGAGGAAGAAGUUGAAGAGAAGAAGGUUGUUAAAACAGAAAAUAAGAUAGAAUUUUCCAAAGUCGACUUUGAGCACACUAAUCGUAAAGUUAAACCUAAAAAGGACCCGAAAAAGCUCCUCGAAAACCUACAGAAGCAAAAAGAAACUCUAGAAGAACUUAAAAAACGCGGCGAAAUAGAAAAAGCGGUAGAAAUUAAAGAAAAAACCGCUUGGAAGAACGCAUUAGCUAAAGCCGAAGGCGAGAAAAUCAAAGAUGACCCGACUUUACUGAAGAAAACCAUCAAAAGAAAGGAACAAAAACAGCGGUCGAGCAAGAAAAAAUGGCAACAACGGAAUGAAAAAGUAGAAAAGGCCAAACAAGAACGACAAACAAAGAGAAAUGAAAACCUCAUGAAGCGGAAGAAGGACAAGAAAGUAAACAAACUGAAAAAAGCAGUUAAAAAGGGAAAAGUCAUACCUGGAUUUUAAUUAUU